UUUCAUCUCUGCACUUGUCUUCUUCAUCGAUAUUACGACUUGCUGCAGUUAAUCGAUGUAUGAUCACUAUCAUUGAGCGCCAUGGAAUCAGAGUAUUGGAUCCCUGAACGUUCACCUCAAAAGAAACCUCUUGUUGGGAUGAUAUUUGUGAAUCUAGAUGCUGCCUUUAAGUUUUACAAAGACUAUGCAUCUGAGUUGGGGCUUUCUAUUCGUCAUCAUACAUCAAAGAAGACCAGAGAUGGGCAUAUUUUGAUGAAGUAUAUUGUAUGCAGUAUAGCUGGUUUUAAGAAUAAUGCUUGUCCUCCUGUUUCGGAUACCAAUGUUGCCGGUUUUGAAGGUUGCCCAACAAAUAGGAAAAGAGUGUCUAAUACGACGGAUACCAAUGAGAUGGUUCUGGUUUUGGUGUGCCAUCUGAAGUCAAUGUUCAUCCCCCACAGCAGGCCAAAAAUAAGGGGCCUGGACGUAGGCUGAGGUCUUCCAAGGAAGUUUCAAUGGAAGAAUCACAACGCCCCAAAAGGUUUUGUAGAUCGUGCAAUGAGAUGGGGCAUCACGAUAGUAGGAAUUGGCCUUUGAAUAAAUAGGCUUGCAUAAAGUUAAAGUAUAUGUUUGCAAUUUUUGUUGUUUGACAUUACAAUGACAACUGUCUGUUGGAAAUUAAUAUAGUUUUAUGUUAUUGGUUU
Molecule: messenger RNA, 680 nt
Organism: Cuscuta europaea
Lineage: Eukaryota; Viridiplantae; Streptophyta; Magnoliopsida; Solanales; Convolvulaceae
Source: the annotation of a GenBank genome assembly